Molecule: messenger RNA, 1616 nt
Organism: Dicentrarchus labrax (European seabass)
Lineage: Eukaryota; Metazoa; Chordata; Actinopteri; Moronidae
Gene: calhm6
Product: calcium homeostasis modulator family member 6
Exons: 2
Coding region: 70-1047 (325 amino acids)
Molecular function (GO): monoatomic cation channel activity
Source: RefSeq, a predicted model, not a curated record
GACGGAAACAGACAGAAAUAUAAAGGUGGAAGUGAAAGUGACCGAGUGUUUGUUAGCACAGCAGCAAAGAUGGACAAGUUCAAGACGGUUCUGAACAUUGCCAGUAAACAGACCAAUCUUGGUUUCGGGCUGGUUGCCCUGCUGACAGCUGGGGGGGAGCAGAUCUUCUCCUCAGUGGUCUUCAAAUGUCCCUGCAAUCAGCUCAACUUCCUGUACGGCAUGGUGUUCCUGCUGGUACCCGCUCUGGCUCUGCUGCUGCUGGGCUACAUCCUCAGCAAGAAGACGUGGAAGCUGUUCACGGGUCUGUGCCAGCGCAGGGCCAAGCUGUGCCGUUGGAAGAGGCUGGUGGCCGCCGGGACAGUCUUAUUCCAGAUCAGCACCACCGCGCUGGUGGCGCCUUCCAGCUGGGUCGCUGUGGCUUUGCUCAACGGGAACUACUACGAGUGUGCGAUGACCGGCAUCAACGUGAGCGCGUACAGCGAGCAUGUGUGCGCAGGUAGGAGCUCCGUGGUCCAGUGUCAGGAGGAGCUGUACACGUUUCCCUGUGGGAGCAGCAAAGUUCCCCAGGCAGAGAGACAAGAUGUCGUGCUCAUCCUGAGAGCUGAGUCUCAGAUUCUGGGUUGGCUGCUCAUUGCCUCCAUUAUGCUGUCCAACCUGCUGCUGACCUGUGUGGCUCGGUGCACGUCCCCCAUCAGCUACCUGCAGCUCAAGUUCUGGAGGGCGUAUGCUCAGGAGGAGAGCAACAUGAUGGAUUUAUACACUGCUAAGCAUGCCAAAGAGCUCGCUGAGAGGAACUUGAAGAGCUUCUUCAACCAGACACUGCCUGAAAACAUCAUCACCCCGUUGAACAAGGACUGGCAGAAGAUCUCCUCCCUCUACAAGUUCAGCACCAAAGACCACUACUACAGCACCUUGCACCGGUACGUGGAGACGUUCCAGGAGAUGGAUAAUGGGAUGAUGAGGAUGGCUUCGGUUAAGUCAAGCGAGCCUGCUGAUGACAACCCUGCUGUUCUUACUUUUGUAGAUGAUGGCAGGAUGGUACUGUGAGGAGGUUUGACUGCAUGAAAGAGCAGCACCUGGGAAAGCUGCUGUGUAGGUGCUUUAUUGUUUCUUUUCUUGUGAUGCAAACCAUGGGUACUUUGCAAAUUAUGCCUCAGAGCGGUCCCCACAACAGACUCAAACACCUGCGACCUAGUAUGGAGAGAGUCUACACACGAGACUCACAAAAGAACAGUGGAGUGCUCCAAACAAACCCCAAACUCAGAUGUUUAUUUUCUUCCUUACUUGAUAAAAUGAACAAAUGUUCUAAAUAAAAGGAGAAAAAUAAGUAAGUACUUUUAUUUUAUUAAAAAUGUAUAUAGACCUUUCCAUGUGGUAAUUUUUAUAUAAACAGUGAUUGGAUUUAGAGAAUAUUGAAAUUGGCUGUAUCGUGAUAUGUAUCGUUAUCUGGAUAUAAAAUGACCUAUAUGAGAUUUGGUGAAACUACACUGAAAGAAUAAAUGCUAAAAAAAAAAAGAAAGCUGCUUUGUAUUUAACUGAACAUAGUUGACUACAGUUAGUGGCUGAUAUUGAAGAAGAAAGAAAUUGUUGAAAAUAAAAACUGAAGUGAAUCAAAA